AUGAUUAAACGUUUGACAUUUGCAGACGAGAAGGAGAGAAAGAGCGAGACGAAACCUGGAGAGAGCAUCGAUAAAUUGUUCAUACACAUGGCAACCGCAGUGGCAAAAGUUGGAAAAUCAGUUCACCGCAUUUUUGUGGGCAAUCUUCCUUGGACGGUGGGUCAUCAAGAGUUGCGAGGCUAUUUCAAAGAAUUCGGGCGCGUGGUUAACGCGAACGUCAUAUUUGACAAGAAAACAGGCUGCUCCAAGGGCUACGGCUUUGUGAGCUUCAACAGUUUGCAAGCACUCGAAAAGAUUGAAAACGAACAGAAGCACAUAUUGGAGGGCAAUUAUUUGAACAUACAUAAGUCAUAAAUGCAAUACAA
Messenger RNA from Drosophila novamexicana, 365 nucleotides. It is a transcript of the gene SLIRP1, whose product is annotated as SRA stem-loop-interacting RNA-binding protein, mitochondrial. NCBI's taxonomy places the organism in Eukaryota, Metazoa, Arthropoda, Insecta, Diptera, Drosophilidae. The record is from RefSeq and is a predicted model, not a curated record. The transcript is spliced from 2 exons. Gene Ontology annotation, molecular function: RNA binding. Bases 1 to 354 code for a protein of 117 amino acids.